AUGGCUGAUUUUGAAUUCAUUAGUUCACGAGAGGGCUCUCCUCAGCAGCAGCCUGUCCUUGUGAAGCAUGAAACAUUGGAAUGUGAUGAUAAACUAAUAGAGGAGAUGUGUCACAACAUGGAAGAGCCAGAGCAACCAUCAUUGGAUAGUCACUCAGGACAAUAUUUACAAGGAAACAUCAUCUGCCCUUUGUCUUCACUUACUUUAUCAAAUGAAUGCCAUGACGCUAUGAGGAAAGUGAUGUUUGUAUCUGAAACAACUAAGCGACACGGUAAAAGAUUUUCAGUUGUGGGUGGACUGCAGAAGUGCACAAGAACUUGUACCAGAUUCAUGGAUAGAAGUUGUCUACCUAGACGCAUAAGAAUUCAGGGAGAAGUGAUGCCACAUUGGUGUUCUGAUUGCUGGAAACGGUUUUCAAGCAUUAGCAGUUUUAACAGACACAGGAGAAUUCAUGCUGGGGAGAAGCCGUAUUGCUGUUCCGAAUGUGGAAAGUCAUUCUCGUGUGUGAGUAAUCUUCAGACACACAUGAGGAUUCACACUGGAGAAAAACCGCAUGGCUGUGCUGAGUGUGGCAAGCGAUUCUCGCAAAUAAGCAGUCUUCAGACUCAUAAGAGGAUUCACACAGGAGAGAAGCCGCACUCUUGCUUUGAAUGUGGCAAACGAUUUUCACAACUCAGCCAUCUUCAGACACACUCGAGAAUUCACACUGGAGAGAAGCAGCACGGUUGCACUGAAUGUGGCAAACGAUUCUCGUGUGUAAGCAAUCUUCAGACACAUAUGCGGAUUCACACUGGAGAGAAACCGCAUGUCUGCAUUGAGUGUGAUAAGAGAUUCUCACAGAUAAGCAGCCUUCAGACGCAUAAGAGGAUCCACACAGGAGAGAAACCACAUUGCUGUAUCGAAUGUGGAAAAAGAUUCACAUGCUUGAGCAGUUUUCAGAGACAUAUGAGGAUUCAUACUGGAGAGAAGCCACAUGGCUGCCCUGAGUGUGGCAAAAGAUUCUCACAGAUAUGCAGUCUUCAGAGUCACCAGAGAAUUCACACCGGAGAGAAACCUCAUUGCUGUUCUGAAUGUGGCAAACUAUUCUCGCGACUUGACUACCUUCAGACACACGUCAGAAUUCACACAGGAGAGAGACCACAUUGUUGUUCAGAAUGUGGACAGUGUUUCUCAAAAAUCAGCAAUCUCCAAAGACACAUGCGAAUUCACACCGGAGAGAAACCGCAUUGCUGUUGUGAAUGUGGGAAGCUGUUUUCACGCAAAAGUGGCCUUCAGAGACACACAAGGCUUCAUGCUGGGAAUGGUGAAAUAUCAAGAAAUGCAAUCCGAGAUAUAAAUCAAAUCAACUGAAAUUCUUUUAUUGCUUCGUUUAUCUAUUGGAAUUGUCAGACCCAACUUAUCCUGCUACUUACA
Erpetoichthys calabaricus (reedfish) is the source of this 1413-nucleotide messenger RNA. RefSeq names its product gastrula zinc finger protein XlCGF57.1-like. The record is from RefSeq and is a predicted model, not a curated record. The transcript is spliced from 2 exons. Bases 1 to 1350 code for a protein of 449 amino acids. NCBI's taxonomy places the organism in Eukaryota, Metazoa, Chordata, Cladistia, Polypteriformes, Polypteridae. Gene Ontology annotation, molecular function: RNA polymerase II cis-regulatory region sequence-specific DNA binding; DNA-binding transcription activator activity, RNA polymerase II-specific. Gene Ontology annotation, biological process: regulation of transcription by RNA polymerase II. Gene Ontology annotation, cellular component: nucleus.